Molecule: messenger RNA, 532 nt
Organism: Neltuma alba
Lineage: Eukaryota; Viridiplantae; Streptophyta; Magnoliopsida; Fabales; Fabaceae
Product: acanthoscurrin-2-like
Exons: 2
Source: RefSeq, a predicted model, not a curated record
AUGACUAGACCCGGUUCAACCCGACCAUUAGGUUGGACUGAAUUUCGGGCAUGGGUCUGGGGUUCUGGGGUUCUGGGGUUCAAGGUCUGGGUUCAGGGUUCAGGGUUCAGGGUUUGGGGUUCGGGUUUGGGGUUGGGGUUUUCGGGGUUCAGGGUUCAGGGUUCAGGGGUUACGGGGUUUACGGUUUACAGUUUAGGGUUUACGGUUUACGGUUCGGGGUUCGGGGGUUUGGGCUCGGGGACGGGGUCGGGGGUCGGGGUCGGGGGUCCGGGGGGGACCGGGGUUUGGGGUUGGGGUUUUGGGGGUUUGGGGGUUGGGGGUUGGGGGUUGGGGGUUUCGAGUUCGGGUUCGGGGUUCGGGGUUGGGGUGGGGGGUUGGGGGUUGGGGUCUAGGGUCUGGGGUCUGGUGGGGUCUGGGGUCUGGGGGGUCUGGGGUCUGGGUCUGGGGGUCUGGGUCAGGGUCGGGUCUGGGUCGGGGUCGGGGUGUUGUGGGUCGGGGUUUUGGGGUCGGGGUUUUGGGGUCGGGGUUGGGG